Molecule: messenger RNA, 990 nt
Organism: Spea bombifrons (plains spadefoot toad)
Lineage: Eukaryota; Metazoa; Chordata; Amphibia; Anura; Pelobatidae
Product: olfactory receptor 52E8-like
Exons: 1
Coding region: 1-990 (329 amino acids)
Biological process (GO): G protein-coupled receptor signaling pathway
Cellular component (GO): membrane
Molecular function (GO): G protein-coupled receptor activity; olfactory receptor activity
Source: RefSeq, a predicted model, not a curated record
AUGGAGAUGUUAAAAACAAACCGGACCCCGUCGUUCUCCCACGCAGAGUUUCUGCUGCUUGGAUUCCCGGGGGUCACGGAGCACAGAAAGCUCCUGUUCAUCCCGUUUUCUUCCGUCUAUUUAAUGAUCUUGCUGGGAAAUUCUCUGAUGAUGCGAAGGAUUUGGGUGGAGAAGAGCCUGCGCUCCCCCAUGUACCUCCUCAUCUUCUUCCUCCUGGGGAUGAACGUCUUCUACACCACGGCUCUGGCGCCCAAGAUGCUGCUGAGUUUUCUGGGGCUGAACGCCAUCUCCCUGUCCGGCUGCCUCGUCCAGAUGUUCACCGUCUACUUCAGUAUUAUGAUGGAGUCCAACGUCUUGCUGCUGAUGGCCUUGGACAGGUAUGUGGCCAUCUGCCGGCCCCUGCUCUACCACGCUAUCAUAACCCGGGAUUUGCUGAUGAAACUGUCGGGCGUCGGGGUCGUACAGAACCUUCUGGUGGUUUUUCCGGUCGUCUUUCUGGCCUCCCGCGUCCGGUUCUGUAAGUCCAACGUGGUCCUUCACUUCCACUGCGAGAACUUGAUGAUCCUCAACUUGGCGUGCGAGGACAUCUCCAGAAUCGAGAACAUAGGGCUGGUGGCCAGGGUCGUGAUCACCAUUUGCAACAUCGGUAUCCUUAUCGUCUCUUACGCCAAGGUUCUCCACUCGGCCAUGAAGAUCGCGGUUGGGAUGGCUCGGAGGAAGGCCCUGCACACCUGCCUGGCGCACCUCCUGGUGGUCUUCCUGGUCUACUCCACCGGAAUCGUAUCGUCCGCUCUCUACCGCGUCGGACCCUCCGUCUCCAACGACGUUCAGAAUCUUUGCAACGCGAUAUAUUUACUGCUCCCGGCUGCCAUUAACCCUUUCAUUUAUGGCCUGCGUAUAAAGGAGAUUAAGGACAGGUUCAUGAAACCUUGGAAGAAGAAAUCUAGACUGGUUUCUGUAUCCACGGUGACCAAGGAAGGACGUUCAUAA